UAGAACAUCAGCACCAACAAGCUCCGGAGCAUCAUCGCUCUCUGGAAAGCCUUCGGAAUUAGACAAGAGCUGCCUCUCAGCACAGCUACAAAACACUUUCGACCUGCCCAGCCGAAUGGAUAAAGCGAGCCUGCAUAGCUUUUAAAGCGGGCUCUGGCACGGCGCGGGAGGCCCGCGGGCUCCGGGGGCCGGGAAGCUGGAGGAUGGAUGGCCGUGUCUGGGAAUGGCAAAAGGCAGCAGAAUGAGGCAUUCGAGGGAACUUUGUGGGGGGUUUGUGGCAUGCACGCUGGAUGCUGGUGAUGUGAGUGGCAGCCGGGCUGUGCCAUGAAGAUUCUGAUGGUUUAAAGAAAAGAAACCAGUUUGAAAAAGAGAGAGAGAGAGAGAGGCGAAGGGGAAGCGAAAAAAAGGGAGAGAGAGAAGAAAACAGCUGGAGGAAGGAAAAAGAGGACGUUAUUGAUGACAAAAGGAUGGGUUUCCAUUUAAUUAAGCAGCUGAGAGGCACGAGCGCGCUCCUGGUGCUGCUGCUUCCCCUGGUGCUGCUCGCCGUGCUCGCGGGGGCUCAGCGAGCCUGCCCCAAGAACUGCCGAUGCGACGGCAAGAUCGUGUACUGCGAGUCCCACGCCUUCCGAGACAUCCCCCACAACAUCUCCGGGGGCUCCCAGGGCUUAUCCCUGCGCUACAACAGCAUCCAGAAGCUCAAAUCCCAUCAGUUUGCGGGCCUCAAUCAGCUCAUAUGGCUUUAUCUUGACCAUAAUUACAUCAGCUCCGUGGACGAGGACGCGUUCCAGGGGAUCCGCCGGCUGAAGGAAUUAAUCCUGAGCUCCAACAAAAUCACCCUCCUGCACAACAAGACCUUCCACCCCGUGCCCAACCUGCGCAACCUGGACCUGUCUUACAACAAGCUGCAGGUGCUGCAGGCCGAGCAGUUCAAGGGCCUGCGGAAGCUCCUGAUCCUGCACCUGAGGUCCAACUCGCUGAAGACGGUGCCCAUCCGGGUGUUCCAGGACUGCCGGAACCUCGACUUCCUGGAUUUGGGCUACAACCGCCUGCGGAGCUUGUCCCGGAACGCCUUCGCCGGCCUGCUGAAGCUGACGGAGCUCCACUUGGAGCACAACCAGUUUUCUAAGAUCAAUUUUGCCCACUUCCCACGCCUCUUCAACCUGCGCUCCAUUUACUUGCAGUGGAAUAGGAUCCGCUCCAUCAGCCAGGGGUUGACAUGGACUUGGAGUUCCUUGCACAACUUGGAUUUAUCGGGAAAUGACAUCGCGGGGGUAGAGCCUGGGACCUUCCAGUGCCUCCCCAACCUGCAGAAGCUGAACCUGGAUUCCAACAAACUCACCAACAUCUCCCAGGAGACCAUCAACACGUGGAUCUCGCUCAUCUCCAUCACUCUGUCCGGAAAUAUGUGGGAAUGUACUCGGAGCAUUUGCCCUCUUUUUAAUUGGCUUAAGAAUUUCAAGGGGAAUAAGGAGAGCACCAUGAUCUGUGCAGGCCCCAAGCACAUCCAGGGCGAGAAGGUGAGCGACGCCGUGGAGACCUACGACAUCUGCGCCGAGGUCCAGGUGGUGGCCACUGAGAGGUCCUACCAGGUGCCCAAAACCCCCCCGAGACCCGUGUUCAUCCCCAAACCCACCGUCUCCAAACUGGAAAGCCAUCAGCCGAGCUCCGCGACGCCGAGCCCUUCCGCCGACAUCCCGACCCCGGGCGUGGAGCCGGAGUACGAGCACGUGUCCUUCCACAAGAUCAUCGCGGGGAGCGUGGCCCUCUUCCUCUCCGUGGCCAUGAUCCUGCUGGUGAUCUACGUGUCCUGGAAGCGUUACCCCGCCAGCAUGAAGCAGCUCCAGCAGCACACGCUCAUGAAGAGGCGCAGGAAAAAGGCCAGGGAGUCUGAGAGGCAAAUGAACUCCCCUUUGCAGGAGUAUUACGUGGACUACAAGCCAACAAACUCUGAGACCAUGGAUGUAUCGGUUAAUGGAUCUGGGCCCUGCACUUAUACCAUCUCUGGCUCCAGGGAAUGCGAGGUAUGAACCAUGAUCCUCCUAAAACCAUUUCAGCUGCUGGGAAGGAGAGGUAAAUGUUUGAC
This is a messenger RNA of Pipra filicauda (Wire-tailed manakin), 2083 nucleotides long. RefSeq names its product leucine rich repeat transmembrane neuronal 4 (gene LRRTM4). Gene Ontology annotation, molecular function: protein binding. The transcript has 3 exons. Bases 468 to 2027 code for a protein of 519 amino acids. Lineage: Eukaryota; Metazoa; Chordata; Aves; Passeriformes; Pipridae. The record is from RefSeq and is a predicted model, not a curated record.